Messenger RNA from Arachis ipaensis, 525 nucleotides. The record is from RefSeq and is a predicted model, not a curated record. NCBI's taxonomy places the organism in Eukaryota, Viridiplantae, Streptophyta, Magnoliopsida, Fabales, Fabaceae.
AUGGCAGCAGUGGAGGUGGCGUCUUCAACGGCGAUGGCUAGGGCUCCGAUUGGCGGCAGGACUUGGCAGCAGAGGAACCUUCUUCCUUCCCCUUCAUCGAUCGCGUCUCCUCUCUCGUGCGCCUCUGGUCUUGCGGUGUCGUCCUUUCUCCAUCUCUCCUCUCCGCGACAGCUUCGGCAAGUUACUCUCACACCCUACCCUAGCCCUCUGAAGCAUUCGAAAACCCCAGCCCAGACGCCACCGCCGUCACCGGGGUUUGCAGGUCGUGACCGCCACCACCGUCGCGUGGUCUCUUCCCCAGUUCGCCCGUUCAUUCAUCUCAGCCUAGCCCCUUCUGAAGCAUUCCCAGGCUCCCAGCGUCCCCGUGGUCCUCAGGCUGCCACCGCCGUCGCCUGCUCCUCAGCACCGCCGCUUCGUCUUCGCUGGCCUCUCCCUUCGUCGUCGCUGGUCUUCGCUUCGUCAGCACCCAGUUUUUUCGGUUGAACCACCGGUUGGACCGGUUAGACCAAUAAACCAGUAAACCAG